GUCGCUCUCGUUAGCGCUUCAUUUGCAGCCUCUCAUUUCUCAUCCUUGCAAGCUUGCCCUCAAUAUGCUCGAUCAAAUGCCUCACAGAAACAGAGCAUGAGAAAUGGCUCUCGGCUUGCCCUUUCCUUGCCUCUCUCGUCUGCUCUAUCAACCACCUCUCAUCUUCAGACCAAUCUCUACUUGCUCUAAUCCCAUCUCCUCCCUAUCCUCGAAGAAUCUCAGUUUCUUCCACUGUUCCAGCUGUUCCAGCACUAAUAGCUUCCAAACAUCAAGAGCUACAUCCAGUGGGGGAGAAGGCUUGAUGACAGAUGAUUCGGGGUCCAGCUUGUUGAAUGAGGAGCUGUUGAGGAGGGUGUCAAGUGCAAAGGAUGCUGACCAAGUGCUGGACAUUGUUGCAGAGGCAAACAGCAAUGUUAGAUCGGGAGUUAUUAGUGCUUCUGAUUGCUUUUCAAUCAUAGCAGCCGCUCUUGAGCGAAAAAAUGUAGAGCUUGCGCUAUUGGUGUUCUCUGCUAUGCGUUCUGUUUUUGCUGCUGGUAUCAGAGAAGAGGAUUCUGCUGUUGGACUGUGGACAUGGGCUAGGCCGGAUGUUCAGACUUAUGCAUUGCUAGUUCGAGGGCUAGCUGCUUGUUUGCGAGUACCGGAUGCAAUUAAGAUAAUUAAGUAUGUUACUAAUGUGGGAGUUCCUUCUGAGGAGGAGGUGCUGUUUGGGAAGAUUGUGCGAUGCCCAACUUGUAUAGUAGCAAUCGCCGUUGCACAACCUCAACAUGGCAUCCAAGUUGUAUCUUGUUCUAAAUGUCGCUAUCAGUAUGAGCUUGUGUCAGGAGAUAUUGUUAGCAUUGUUUCAGAAGAAAUCAGCACGGAUUUUUCUGUAUGGAGAAAAGCUUUGAGGUUCUUCCAAAUAAUUAAAGGGGAUGCCCCGGCUGCUCUUCAUUCAAUUGUGGUUCGUACUCCUUCUGGAAUAGCUCGAACACACAAAUUUGCCACCAAAACUGUGGAGCUUCCUGCCCAAGAAGGGGAAAGAGUGACCAUUUCAUCAGCAGCUCCAUCGUAUGUUUAUCAGGAGAUUGGGCCACUCAGAGUGAGUGCAAAAGCUCCUGGUUUCAGCCCAGGGGAGCCUAUGUGUCUAACAAACCAUACAACAGGGCAGGUUUCACCAUUGCUAAGAGCCCCUGACAAAGAUGGAAAUUCCUUUUUACUCAAUCCCAGUCAAUUCUUUUCCCUACUCUUGCUUUUGCUGGCUACUGGAGACGCUGCAUCUGGAAUCAUUGACCCCAGCCUCCCGCGACUUAUAUCAAUCGCUGCUGUUGCAUCAGUUGCUGUAGGAACUACAAUAGAUAAUUAUUUACUUAUUAAUUUGGUUCAGCUACCCCAGAGAUCAGUGGAGGUUGUUGCUCUUAAGCAACAGCUUUUAUCUCAAUAUGAUUCACUGCAGUCACGGAUUAAGGACCUCCAAGAAGCUGCUGAAAAGGAGGUAUGGAUGUUGGCUCGCAUGUGCCAGCUAGAGAACAAAAUCUUAGCUGUUGGGGAGGUGUCCUACAGUGCUCGAAGAGCAAGGGUCAAAAGGGUACGUGAAAGUUUAGAGAACUCCCUUUUGUCGAGGAUUGAGUUGAUUGAAAGUUAUGCAAAAAUAUCUUCGAUGAUUGAAAUUGAAUUGGAAAUGGACUCUGAUGUUCCUGUGGCCGAAGCAGUGAGAAAUGCAAAAAGCAUUGUAGAACAGAUUGAGCAAAUUACGGAAAUAGAAAACCUUAAAGAGGGAUGGCGUAUUCAAGCUGAAGCAAAUGAUGAAGUAGAAAGGCUUCUCAGUUCUCAACCAGGGAUGACUGAACAAGAGGAAACACAUGGCCAUGCCAGUGUGAGCAAGCACCUUUGACCGUAAUCAAUGCUCAUCAAUAAAUUGUACAUUCUAACUAUGAAGCAUUUCGGAUUUCUGCUAGAAACUGAUGAUCCAGUAACUUUGAACUUAAAAACAAACUAGUAAUCAGAAAUUUGUGAGUGCAUACUUUAUGUUCAUUGUCUAUAUGCAUGUUAAGAAUCAUUGGUCAGUGGAAUUAACAUUUCUAUCUUGUCAGCAAUCUAAUUUUAUUAAUGCAGGACUGUGCCAAAAUGUAAAAAUAAGAACUAGACUUGAAAAGUCUCAGGAUACCAGAUUUUACAUUGUUGAGGGAUCUCAUAAAUGCAAGCAACAAUGAGAAAGUUUAGUUCUAUUGAUUUGUUAUACUGUAAUCCAAGUUUAUUGUAAUAAUGACUUGAAAAGUCUCAAGAUACCUGAUUUUACAUUGUUGAGGGAUCUCAUAAAUGCAAGCAACAAUGAGAAAGUUUAGUUCUAUUGAUUUGUUAUACUGUAAUCCAAGUUUAUUGUAAUAAUGACGGUGCCGACAUCAAAUUGGACAUCAAAUUGUAAGAAGCUCAGAUAUAUGAUGCCAAUUUUUUUUGUUUAA
Dioscorea cayenensis subsp. rotundata (Guinea yam) is the source of this 2438-nucleotide messenger RNA. RefSeq lists its product as uncharacterized. The coding region runs from base 104 to 1870 and encodes 588 amino acids. The record is from RefSeq and is a predicted model, not a curated record. NCBI's taxonomy places the organism in Eukaryota, Viridiplantae, Streptophyta, Magnoliopsida, Dioscoreales, Dioscoreaceae. Gene Ontology annotation, molecular function: protein binding. The transcript is spliced from 13 exons.